Molecule: messenger RNA, 2475 nt
Organism: Stylophora pistillata
Lineage: Eukaryota; Metazoa; Cnidaria; Anthozoa; Scleractinia; Pocilloporidae
Biological process (GO): proteolysis
Cellular component (GO): cytoplasm
Molecular function (GO): metalloaminopeptidase activity
Source: RefSeq, a predicted model, not a curated record
ACUCAUCGUGAAGUACAAGAUGGCGGCGGUACUUUCCGAAGAAUCGCACUUUAAAGAUACUAAUGAGAUACAGGAGGAAGGGGAUGACGAAAUUGAAGACAUACAAGAAGCUGGAGGAGAUCCUGUGAGCAAAAAGAAAAAAAAGAAGAAGAAAAAGAAGAAGGGUCAGUUAUAUGGUUCUUCCUCUAUGAACAAGCAACAGACUGAUCCUCCUACUGUGGCUGUAUCAGAACUUUUUCCAGAUGGCAACUUUCCCAUUGGACAGAUCAUGAGUUACAAGGAUUACAAUUUGUGGCGUGAAACAAGUGAAGAAAAGAGAGCCCUUGAUCGAGCGCAGAGUGACAUGUACAGUGAUGUGCGACAAGCUGCUGAGGCCCACAGACAGGUAUUGAGACCAGACAGACAGGUAUUGAGACCAGACAGACAGGUAUUGAGACCAGACAGACAGGUAUUGAGACCAGACAGACAGGUAUUGAGACCAGACAGACAGGUAUUGAGACCAGACAGACAGGUAUUGAGACCAGACAGACAGGUAUCGAGACCAGACAGACAGGUAUCGAGACCAGACAGACAGUUGAAUUUUUUUUCAAUGGGCAGAGAAAAGAGGAACUGUAGAACUUCCCUUUGUUUGCUCUAUUUCAACAAUUCCAAUUUUAUUUUCCUUGUUCACAGUGAAAAAUUGGAGGAAGCUUCCAGAAAACUUAUAAAUGAAAACAAACUCGAAGCAGGUUUGGCCUUUCCCACUGGAUGUUCCCUGAACCACUGUGCAGCUCAUUACACUCCAAACGCCGGUGAUAAGACAGUCCUACGAUAUGAUGAUGUCUGCAAAAUUGAUUUUGGAACUCAUGUGAAUGGGAGAAUCAUAGACUGCGCCUUCACUGUGUCAUUUAACCCCAAAUAUGACAACCUGCUUGCUGCAGUGAAAGAUGCCACAAAUACUGGAAUAAGGGAAGCCGGAAUUGAUGUGAGGCUCUGUGAUGUUGGUGAAGCUAUACAAGAAGUGAUGGAAUCCUAUGAGGUUGAGCUGGACGGAAAAACUUACCAAGUUAAACCCAUCAGGAAUCUGAAUGGUCAUUCUGUAGCACCAUACAGGAUCCAUGCUGGAAAAACAGUUCCGAUAGUGAAAGGGGGAGAAGCUAUAAAGAUGGAGGAGAAUGAAUUCUUUGCUAUUGAAACAUUUGGUAGUACAGGAAAGGGUAUGGUUCAUGAUGACAUGGAUUGUUCACACUACAUGAAGAACUUUGAGGUUGGACAUGUUCCUUUGAGGGUGCCCAGAGCUAAACAACUUCUGAAUGUCAUCAAUGAGAACUUUGGGACCCUGGCAUUUUGUAGAAGAUGGUUGGAUCGGUUGGGACAGACAAAGUAUCUUUUAGCCCUGAAGAACCUUUGUGAUGCAGGAGUGGUCGAUUCCUACCCACCCCUUUGUGACAUCAAAGGUUGUUACACGGCUCAGUUUGAGCACACAAUACUGUUGAGGCCAACAGUUAAAGAAGUCAUCAGCCGAGGAGAUGAUUACUAGGAGUAUCUUAGUAAACCCCUUCUUUCCCAUGAUCUACUUUUCAUUUCUCAGCAUUGUCUGCCACACAUUCUAAUUAAAUUUAGUGGUGAGAAUCUGGCGUUACAUCAAGCAUUAUCUGCUUGUUGAUUGAUGCUUUGCUUUCUUCUCAUCAGUUUUAUGCUUGGAAAUGCACUGAAUAUGUAAGGAGAGCUUCCCUUUUGAUCACUUUUGGAGUGAAAGGGUCUUUCCUAUGUUAACUAACUUAGUUACCUAAAUUACAUAGAGGGAAAACACUAAAAUUAAUUUGCAAUGUAUUGGGAAGCAAACAGAACCAUUUGGUCGGGAGAGGGGUGGGGGAGCUUAUUUGGGUAUAUAUGCAUUCAGCAAGUAGAAUAUUGUAAAAGUUGGAGAAGAGGUGGUGGUAACAGCAGAGCAAAAAUUGGGGGAGGUUUGGGUUGGGUCAUGUUUAUUACACGCUGGAGCCAAAUCUCCCUUGUAUUUCCACUCCUCUGAUACUAUCACACUAUAGUUGUGCUCUGUUUCAACAACUCUGAAUCAGUAACAUCUGAAACAGGCUGUUAGGAUAAGUAAGAAACCAGAUAACUGGCUUGAAUUUCAAUCAGUUAAAUAUGAAAUAAUUACAGCUAGAAAAGCCAUAAAGCCCUGUUAUUAAUGAUCCAAAUGAAGGUGAAAUGAGUGGCUAAAGAACUGAAAAGUGAAAACCAAAGCAGGAAAACCAUGAACCUCUCACCUCCGCUUAGCACCACAGUUUCAUUAGAAAUUUCCCCCCUUCAACAGUAUCAAUGGUCUAGUUUAAGAUGUGCUUGAGAGAAAAUAUGGAGGAACAAUGUCUAACAUUUAGAGGAAAGCUUUUAACAAACUUUUUUGACACGAAAGGUGUCCUAGGCAUUUGAUUGAAAACUUAAACUUGGUAAUUUACAGGAUUUGCAAUAAAUGUGUUACUUAUUUUACACAGA